GCUACGAGCAGGCCGAGCGCUGCCCACCGCAGGUCCUCUAUGUGAACCGGGACUGCUGCAGGCCGGGCGGCAAUGGCGGCGCAGUGGCGGCCCUGUUCCCCUCUUGGCCACAGCUCCAGGUCCGGCUGGACAUCAGGCACUUCAUCCGCAGGCUCGCGGCUGGGGUCACUGCUGAGAGCCACCCGCUGUACCCGGCCUUCAUGCGGCGCAUCUCUGCUGCCAUCUUCGAGUGGGACGCGGAGGACGUGUCCCUCCUGAGUACAGCCAGGCAGGGACAGCAGUAUAGGAGGGGCUCGGUAGAGAAUGCCAGAGAGACGGCUCGGCACUGCCGGAGGCGUACCCGUGGGGCGCAGGAGACGGAACGCCUCCUGGAUGAGGCCAUCCAGGCGUUCAUGGGAGCCACCGACACCAUGAACAUCCCCCUCCUGGACCGGGCCCGCAUGGAGGAGAUCUGGACCAGGCAGCGGAAGCACGUGGCCUGCAUCCAGGAUCCAGCCGGUGUCCAGCUGUACACCAAGACCGGUGAGCUGACCAAAGGGGACGUGGUCCUCCCCGUCUAUCGCUGCGCCCGGGGCUCCACAUCGCUUGAGUCGUUCCACCUGCAUCUCAACAGGUUCAUCCCGGGAACGUCAGCCAGCGGCUGCAACUUCCAGAUGUUCCUGCUGGAGGGCCUGACCAGGUGGAACGAGGACCGGGCUCAGGUGGCGGCGGGCGCGCAGAAUACGGGGAUGAAGUGCUACGCGGGCCAGAAGCAGCACUGUCUCUACCAGCUGGCUCAGCGCUUGCUGGGAGUGACGCU
Austrofundulus limnaeus is the source of this 799-nucleotide messenger RNA. RefSeq lists its product as uncharacterized. The record is from RefSeq and is a predicted model, not a curated record. Lineage: Eukaryota; Metazoa; Chordata; Actinopteri; Cyprinodontiformes; Rivulidae.